This is a messenger RNA of Patella vulgata (common limpet), 3020 nucleotides long. Its product is annotated as NADP-dependent malic enzyme. Gene Ontology annotation, molecular function: malate dehydrogenase (decarboxylating) (NAD+) activity; NAD binding; malate dehydrogenase (decarboxylating) (NADP+) activity. Gene Ontology annotation, biological process: pyruvate metabolic process; malate metabolic process. The record is from RefSeq and is a predicted model, not a curated record. NCBI's taxonomy places the organism in Eukaryota, Metazoa, Mollusca, Gastropoda, Patellidae. The coding region runs from base 92 to 1822 and encodes 576 amino acids. The transcript has 12 exons. Gene Ontology annotation, cellular component: mitochondrion.
CGUGACAAUCGCCUGUUUACAAAAGGAGUGUAGGAUGAGAGUGACAUGCUGAAUCAGGUUGUCAUUAAAUCAACUCACAGAUACCACCAACAUGGCUGAAAAAUCGUCGUCUGCUAUAGGUUCUACAGAAAAGGGAAGGCAUUAUGCGAAUAGACUGAAAGUGCGAGGCAUCGAUGUAAUGAGGGAUCCACAUCUGAAUAAGGGUAUGGGUUUUACCCUCAAGGAGAGACAGUUGAUGGGCAUACAUGGUCUACUACCACCAGCAUUACUAGAUCAAGAUGGCCAGGUCUAUCAAGUCAUGCAAAAUUUCCAUCGUUGGGAGAAUAAUCUUGAUCGUUAUAUUUACCUCAUGUCUUUACAAGAUAGAAAUGAGAAACUAUUUUAUCGAGUUAUUACAGAACAUGUUGAACUUAUGAUGCCAAUUAUCUAUACACCAACUGUAGGCUUGGCUUGUCAAAAAUAUGGAAUGAUUUUCCGUAAACCAAGGGGUCUUUAUAUUACUAUACAUGAUAUUGGCCAUGUUUAUGAGAUAUUGUGUAAUUGGCCUGUUGAUGAAGUUAAAGCUAUAGUUGUUACUGAUGGUGAGAGGAUAUUAGGGUUAGGUGAUUUAGGAGCCUAUGGUAUGGGUAUACCAGUUGGUAAAUUAUCAUUAUAUACAGCACUAGCAGGAGUACUACCUCAAACAUGUUUACCUAUAACUAUUGAUGUCGGAACUAAUAACGAGACUUUAUUAAAUGAUCCACUUUAUAUUGGAUUGAAACAGAAAAGAGAGAGAGGUCCAGCUUAUGAUCAAUUAAUAGAAGAAUUUAUGAAGGCUGUUGUCAAAAGGUAUGGAGAAAAUGUUUUGAUUCAGUUUGAAGAUUUUGGUAACAAUAAUGCAUUCCGACUUCUAGAAAAGUACAGAAAUAAAUAUUGUACAUUUAAUGAUGAUAUACAGGGUACUGCUGCAGUAGCAGUUGCAGGAAUAUUAGCCAGUCUCAACAUAACCAAAAAGAAGUUGUCUGAAAAUAAAUUUGUGUUCCAGGGAGCUGGAGAGGCAUCAAUAGGUAUAGCUAAACUAUUAGUAAUGGCAUUAAUGAAAUCUGGUUUAUCAAAAGAAGAGGCUGUAAAAAGGAUAUGGAUGGUAGAUUCCAAAGGUUUGAUUGUUAAGAAUCGACCAGCAGGGGGUUUAACUCAUCACAAAGAAGAAUUUGCACAAACUCAUGCACCAAUAGAUAAAUUAGAAGAUGUAGUAUCAACAGUAAAACCAACAGCUAUAAUAGGAGCUGCAGCUCAACCUCAGGCUUUUAAUGAGAAGAUAUUAACAGAUAUGGCCAAGUUUAAUGAAAGACCUAUUAUAUUUGCUUUAAGUAAUCCAACUAGUAAAGCUGAAUGUACUGCGGAACAAGCUUAUACUAUUACCAAGGGUAAAGCAGUAUUUGCUAGUGGUAGUCCAUUUCAAGCAGUGACUGUAGGAGGUAAAACAUUUCAUCCUGGUCAGGGAAACAAUGCCUAUAUAUUUCCUGGUGUAGGACUAACUGCUAUUGUAUGUGAUGUUAGAACUAUUUCGGAAGAAAUCUUCUUAGAAUCAGCAGAAGUUUUGAGUAAAUUAGUAGAAAAAUCGGAUUUAGAAGAAGGAAGAGUUUAUCCACCAUUAUCUAAAAUACUCGAAGUUUCAACAACUAUAGCUGUUAAAGUAGCGGAAUAUGCCUAUAAACAUAACUUAGCUUAUCGUUAUCCUAAACCUGACAAUCUUGAUACAUUUAUUCGAUCACAUCAAUAUAGUGUUGAUUAUCAGACAUUUGAACCAGAGUUAUAUGAAUGGCCUGGUCACAAAUUAUAAAAAUCCCCUUUAUUAUAGCCAGACAAAAUAUUCUAUAGUUUAAAACAAAUAUAUUCACUAACGAUAGUCAACAGUAUCAGUGUUCAUUAUCAUUUCCCUGAUUGAAUAUUGGGCCAAUUCAGAUGUUCAAAACCAUAACUUUUUUUGAUAUAUUUCCAAAGAUAGAUAAUUUCUACUUACAAUUAAAAUCCAUUUUAUAUUCUAAAGGCUAGAAUGUAGAAAUGAAGUAUGUAGAAAUUUUUCAGAAUUACAAUUAAAAUCCAUUUUAUAUUCUAAAGGCUAGAAUGUAGAAAUGAAGUAUGUAGAAAUUUUUCAGAAUAAUAAGAUCUGAGCUGAGAUAUGCAGUAGGGUAAAAGUAGAUAUAAGAUAGUUCAGUUAAUUUAUUUAUUCAUUCACCUAGUUUAUUAUUUUGAAAUAAAUUUUCUGUAACUAAAUUCCACUAGGAUUUCUAUUAAUAUUCUGCAUAUUUUUUUUAAAAAAAAAUUAUGUUACAGGAGCCAUACUAUAUAGAUACAUUUUACUCAAUGAAACUGGAUACUUUAGUGCAAGAAUUGUAUAAACAUUAUGCUUGUCAAGUGCAACUAUCUGAAUCUCUGUUUUCUCGGUAAUUUGAGCUGAAGUUUUCAAACAAGGUAAUUUCUUUACAUUUUGGCGUUUGAUUUGCAUACUCAUCCGAUUUCUAAAAUCAGAUAUCCUGUGAACUCUAAGACUGCUACUUUAGGUAUUUUAACAUUCCUUGACUUAUGUUUUGUUAUUAUAUUUAUGUAUUGUUGAAAUCUGUAUUAUGUAUUCUAUUUAUAAAUAUAGUUAAUUUGUUUUCCUUUAUUGCAAGACAACUUGUUAUUCUGAAAUCAACCCUUUGAACUAUUAGACAGUGUAUUAUAAUGCCUGUUAUGAAUAGAACAGUUGUGUAACUAACAAUAGGGUGGGGGGUGCAAGGCGAUGCACAUUUACUGACUUUAUUACUGGUGUUUGAACCCUUGAUUUCCUAUUACUACGCAAUGCACAUUUAAUUAAAUUGUUUUUGUUAUAUUGAUGUAGGUAUUUGAAUACCAAGUUACAGUAUUAAAUAAACUGAUUUAUUUAUGUCUGUAUGUAUGAGAUUACCCAUAUUUUAACAUCGGUGUAAAUCCCACUGUAUACAAGUAGAUCUAUAUAUGUCACUCACUUUAUGGUAAAAUAUAUUUUUUAUUUUAAA